Molecule: messenger RNA, 1935 nt
Organism: Aspergillus wentii DTO 134E9
Lineage: Eukaryota; Fungi; Ascomycota; Eurotiomycetes; Eurotiales; Aspergillaceae
Exons: 3
Coding region: 1-1935 (644 amino acids)
Biological process (GO): DNA-templated transcription
Cellular component (GO): nucleus
Molecular function (GO): DNA-binding transcription factor activity, RNA polymerase II-specific; zinc ion binding; DNA binding
Source: RefSeq, a predicted model, not a curated record
AUGGACGCAGAGUCAUCUCGUAAUGCUACCAGCCAGGGCCGACCAUACCGGUCUCACGUGUACCCCGCAUGUUUGCCCUGCAAGAAGCGCAAGUCGCGGUGCAAGACCAAAACCUCGGGAAUAUGUAUCAUGUGCCAGGCGCAUGGGACUGACUGCGUUUUUCCAUAUGUCGAUGACAGGUUGAAUCAGCGAUUGGCAAAUCCGGUCAAGGUGUCGGGGGUGGAGAAACGAGGAAGGGCUGGGAGGCGGCAUCUGGCGCAGCGGGGCAGUCCUAGGAUAUUACCGCGUCUGGGGGCGGGAGAUGGUGUGUCGGCUAUUGCUAGGGUGGAUGAGGAUGUGGCAGUGGAUGAUCAGGAUAAUGAGCAGGCGUUGGUGGGCAUCGUGGCCGAGUCGGGGGAGAAUAGCUCGCAUGUGGUGAGUCCGGCGGUUGCGGAUGACAAUAACGUGCUGGAGAGUUAUCUUUCUGCCAUCCCUGAUGCCCGACGACGAUGUCUGGUUGGGAUGAGCUCCGGCUUGCAUCGAGGGCGGCCAGUACUGUUUAAUAGCGUUCUAAGACGGCCUUUGGGCGUCAAUGCGAAUCAAUCUCUCGCGGCGAUAAAGUGCGAACUGAUUGAGAAAUACAUCGAGCCGGACGUGAAGCGGCUGCCGGAAUACAUGCUAAGAGAGAGGUUCUUCGCCUGUGCCAACGUCUGCUUCCCCAUCUUCGACGAAGCCUCGUUUCAGCAUGUCUACUGCAGCCAGAAAGAGAAGAUAUCCCCGGCCUUACUCUGCAAUCUAUACGCCAACGCCCAGACGUACUGGCAUCAUAUUCCUAAUAUACGGAGGCCAGACAAUCGGUUCAUCUGGAAUCAGGCAAACGAGGCCCUUCAUUCGGAGCUGUUCUUAUCACCGGGCAUUUCGACGGUGAUGGCCAUCAUCCUUAAUGUCUGCGGCCGACCGAGUACUUCAAUCUUUGGCAAUGGCGGAAUGGUUGGACUGGCAGUGGCUCUGUCCAAUGCGCUGGGUUUGAAUCGGGAUCCGUCGAAUUGGAAUAUAUCGCCGCUGGAGAAGAAGUUUCGGAUACGCAUCUGGUGGUUGAUAGUGGUGCAUGAUCGGUGGUGCAGCCUGGCCUAUGGGACUCCUCUCCAAAUCCACCGCAAACAAUACGACGUGCCACUCCCAACUCUAGACGACAUCUGCCCCCCAGACGCUCCUCCAUCUCAGAUCGCAGCAUCCUCAAUCUUCAUCGCUCUCACCAGUAUAACCGAAGUCCUCAGCCGCUAUCUCGAACACAUCUACACCGUCUCCAACCCAUCCCCCAACCUCUCAGCCCUCGACCUCGAACAAUGGCUCAACAACUGGGAGGAAUCUCUCCCCGACGACAUCCGCCGCCUCGCCCUCUGGGGAAGUAACCUCAACGCCCCAGGUGCAGCCAAUUUCCGCCUCUCAUAUCUUGCAGUUAAACUUCUUCUUCGCAGAAUCCAGCUCGAUCUUGAAAAAAGCCUCAUCCACACAGAAGACGACACCCUCGCUGCAUCAUACACACACGCACAACGCGCAGCCGAAGAGAUCGUCCACCUCAUCCAGGAACUCAACGAGUCUGAUCUCCACGGGUUCUGGAUCCCCGUUAACGCAUUCACCCUCACAUCCGCUACGACAUUCCUCCUUCGUAUCGGUUUACGCGUGAAGAAUACUACCACCCGUAAUGCGCCUCUGCGUAUUGCGAAUGACAUGAUCACUACACUCCGUGCGCAUCGUGAUAACUAUGGCUGGGAUCUUGCAGACCAUUGUUUGGUGAAUUGUGCGGAUUUAUUAGAGAGGAUCGGCGCUGUGGAGUCGGGUGGUGAUGUGUCUGCGCAGUUGUUUCCGGAUGUUCAGGAGAAUUUGGAUAUCGAUCCGUCUAUUUUGGAUGAGUUGUUUAUGGGGAUGACGGGGUUGGAAGAAGUUGACCUGUAG